CCUUUCCCGGUCGGGCGCGUUGGGUAUGGCGGAAGAAGGCGUUUUUAGGAGAGGAGAGCGGCACAACACGACGAGGUUCGUGAAGGGAACCAAUGCCAAGAAGCCGCCCAACUUCGAAGGCACUGGGCUGAUCGCCAUCUUCAAGCAUCCGCUGAGUAUUUUUCUCCUAUGUGUGCCGUUCGGCAUUUGGUCCUACUACGCCAAGUGGAAUGCUGCCUACACCUUUUGGCUAAACUUCUUUGCCAUGCUACCGAUGGCGAAGAUUCUCGGCGACAUCACAGAGGAGCUGGCGGCCGGGCUCCGCAACGAUCUUCUAGCAGGCCUCAUCAACGCAACCUUCGGGAAUGCAGUGGAGAUGGUGAUCACGGUGCAGACUCUGCGUGGCGGGCUGUACGCUGUAGUCAAGGCCACUCUACUAGGCUCAGUGCUUUCCAACGUGCUACUCGUACUGGGCAUGUCGUUUUUGUUUGGCGGCUUGGUGAACGUCAACAAAGAUAAGCAGAAGGACACAGCGGCCUUGGAGAAGGAGGAGACUGGGGGCUUCAGCGUUGUUGCAGAGAAGGUGCAGACCUUCAAGAUCUUAGGCGCCAUGGUGAACACUUCUAUGCUUCUCUUAUCCUGCUUGUCUUUCACCUUGGUCACUGUUUUCGGCACCAUGAUGUCGGAGCAGUACGGCAUGGACCGCGAAAGCUUGGAGGAAGUUAUGCUUCCCGUCUCGCGAACAUGCUCUAUUAUCAUCGUCUCCGCGUAUGCUGCGUACAUCAUCUUCCAGCUUUUCACACACCGCGAGGUCAUGGCAGAAGGCGGAGUUGAUGAGGAGGAAGAGGAGGACGGCUCCAUCUCCGUCACCACCGCUGGGAUUCUGCUCUUCGUCAUGACCUCUGUCGUCGCAUUCUGCUCUGACCUUUUGGUGGACUCCAUUGAGGACAUGACGGAGAAUGCUCACAUGGGCGAACACUUCAUUGGCAUUAUUCUUCUUCCCAUUGUUGGGAACGCCUGCGAGCACGCAGCCGCAGUGCGGUUCGCCAUGCAGGACAAGCCCGGAUUGUCCAUCGGUAUUGCAGUGGGCUCAUCAACGCAGAUAGCGCUCUUCGUUGUCCCGUUCUCUGUGCUGGUUGGGUGGUGCAUCGACCGCCCGAUGGACCUGAACUUUGGAGCUCUCAAUGUCACGGUAAUGACGCUCAGCGUCAUAGUUGUCCUUUCCAUGGUUGUGGAUGGACAGUCAAACUGGCUGCAGGGCUACCUCUUGUGUGCUGCCUACGCGGUGAUAGCUGUGUUGUUCUGGUAUGUACCCAACUCCGGCUCCAACGAGACGAUCUGAGUUGCUCUUGGAGCGUAAAGACGGCCUUAAGCCAAUGUGUUUUUAGCCUUUCAAGUGACCGGAAAAUCUGGGACUAUGUACCUAUCCAUGCGGAUGGAGGGGUUUCACUUGGGGGCUCUUUGUCGUGCAGGGAGCGUUGCAUUUCCAGGGC
Molecule: messenger RNA, 1472 nt
Organism: Effrenium voratum
Lineage: Eukaryota; Dinophyceae; Suessiales; Symbiodiniaceae
Source: the annotation of a GenBank genome assembly